This is a messenger RNA of Daphnia pulex (common water flea), 1122 nucleotides long. RefSeq names its product retinol-binding protein pinta-like. Lineage: Eukaryota; Metazoa; Arthropoda; Branchiopoda; Diplostraca; Daphniidae. Gene Ontology annotation, cellular component: membrane. Gene Ontology annotation, molecular function: phosphatidylinositol bisphosphate binding. The record is from RefSeq and is a predicted model, not a curated record. The coding region runs from base 115 to 1059 and encodes 314 amino acids. The transcript has 8 exons.
GAUCGAUGGAGUUGAGAACAUAACUAGCAACACGAUAACAGGUUUCAGCUGGCGUCUAGUGCUUAACCUGGGUUGUUAUUUCUUAUUAUAGGAAUCAGAACUCAAAACUACAGAAUGAUAGAUAAGUUGGAUUACGUUUCGACCCUGUCCCCGGAAAUUAUUGAAAAGGCAGAAAAAGAACUGGGAGAAGAUGAGCAUCGACGAACUGAAAGUAUUUUGGCUCUUCGCGAAUGGGCCAAGAAGCAACCUCAUUUACAUGCAAUGCCCUUGGACGCAAAUUUUCUGCUGAGAUAUUUACGCGGAUGCAAGUACAGCAUGGAGAAAGCGAAAAAGAAGUUGGACUUGACAAUGACCUUGCGCACGGCUCUUCCGGAAUUCUUUGACGAAUGGGACCCGCUAUCACCUGAAAAUCAAGCCGCUCUUAACUUGGGGGGAACUCUUCCUCUACCUGGACAUGAUUUUCUCGGUCGUAAAGUGAUAUUGGCCCGCCCCGGCUGCACUGAUCCAUACAAAUUUAAGUUCGAGCAAGUCCACAAAGCAAAUUUCAUGAUCUCGGAGGUGAUGUGUGACGAGGAUGAACAGCUGUUUAUUACUGGUAUGGCCGUACUGAUCGAUUUGGAAGGCUUCACCUUGAGUCACAUCACUGCGACUCCGCUUGCCAUGAUGAAAAAAUUGGGGCCUUGCUUUCAGGAUGCUGCACCCAUCCGCCCUAAAACUAUGAACUACAUCCAUUCUCCGUCCGUCUUCAACAUGUUCAACAAUCUUGUGCAAAGCUUCAUGAAAGACAAAAUGAAACAGAGAGUGCAUAUGCAUGGAGAUGACAUGGAAUCGCUCUACAAGGAAAUACCCAAAGAAAUUCUGCCCAAAGACUAUGGAGGUGAUAACAUGUCUAUUGCUGAGCUCACUGCUUAUUGGAAAAAGAAAUGUGAAGAUCGUCGAGAUUUUCUCAUUGCUAAUUCCAAAAUGAGGUCGGAUGAAUCUAAACGUCCCGGUAAACCCAAAACGUCCGACGAACUUUUUGGAAUUGAAGGAUCUUUCCGGAAACUUAACGUCGAUUGAAAAUGACACUUCCACCCCUCUUUGACUUCGACUUGAAAUAAAUCGAUUUUUCUUCUUCAAAUA